AUGUCCACAUUGGAGUCUAUUUCUCAACAGAGGAAGGAGUGCCGAAAGGAGUGCCGAAAGGAGUGCCAAAAGGAGUGCCGAAAGGAGUGCCGAAAGGAGUGCCGAAAGGAGUGCCGAAAGGAGUGCCGAAAGGAGUGCCGAAAGGAGUGCCGAAAGGAGUGCCGAAAGGAGUGCCGAAAGGAGUGCCGAAAGGAGUGCCGAAAGGAGUGCCGAAAGGAGUGCCGAAAGGAGUGCCGAAAGGAGUGCCGAAAGGAGUGCCGAAAGGAGUGCCGAAAGGAGUGCCGAAAGGAGUGCCGAAAGGAGUGCCGAAAGGAGUGCCGAAAGGAGUGCCGAAAGGAGUGCCGAAAGGAGUGCCGAAAGGAGUGCCGAAAGGAGUGCCGAAAGGAGUGCCGAAAGGAGUGCCGAAAGGAGUGCCGAAAGGAGUGCCGAAAGGAGUGCCGAAAGGAGUGCCGAAAGGAGUGCCGAAAGGAGUGCCGAAAGGAGUGCCGAAAGGAGUGCCGAAAGGAGUGCCGAAAGGAGUGCCGAAAGGAGUGCCGAAAGGAGUGCCGAAAGGAGUGCCGAAAGGAGUGCCGAAAGGAGUGCCGAAAGGAGUGCCGAAAGGAGUGCCGAAAGGAGUGCCGAAAGGAGUGCCGAAAGGAGUGCCGAAAGGAGUGCCGAAAGGAGUGCCGAAAGGAGUGCCGAAAGGAGUGCCGAAAGGAGUGCCGAAAGGAGUGCCGAAAGGAGUGCCGAAAGGAGUGCCGAAAGGAGUGCCGAAAGGAGUGCCGAAAGGAGUGCCGAAAGGAGUGCCGAAAGGAGUGCCGAAAGGAGUGCCGAAAGGAGUGCCGAAAGGAGUGCCGAAAGGAGUGCCGAAAGGAGUGCCGAAAGGAGUGCCGAAAGGAGUGCCGAAAGGAGUGCCGAAAGGAGUGCCGAAAGGAGUGCCGAAAGGAGUGCCGAAAGGAGUGCCGAAAGGAGUGCCGAAAGGAGUGCCGAAAGGAGUGCCGAAAGGAGUGCCGAAAGGAGUGCCGAAAGGAGUGCCGAAAGGAGUGCCGAAAGGAGUGCCGAAAGGAGUGCCGAAAGGAGUGCCGAAAGGAGUGCCGAAAGGAGUGCCGAAAGGAGUGCCGAAAGGAGUGCCGAAAGGAGUGCCGAAAGGAGUGCCGAAAGGAGUGCCGAAAGGAGAAGAUGUAUAAAUAUGAUAGUACAGGACCUUUAGCUGACAGCCUCAUCUUGCAUAAAUAUGUUGUUAUUGUUACUGAUGAUACUUUUAAUAAUUAA
Molecule: messenger RNA, 1251 nt
Organism: Schistocerca cancellata (South American locust)
Lineage: Eukaryota; Metazoa; Arthropoda; Insecta; Orthoptera; Acrididae
Product: axoneme-associated protein mst101(2)-like
Exons: 3
Coding region: 1-1251 (416 amino acids)
Source: RefSeq, a predicted model, not a curated record